ACACUUGCAUUCAGGUGAAGAAUAAUUAUUCAUUGGCAUCUGUGCGUGCUAGCCUCUAGUUAGAUCCUCAGAUAGUUGCUUUCCCGUACCAAUCGUAGUCUCUGAGAUAUCAAAUGGCAUUUAGAAGAGAGAGAUGCAGUUGGUGUGGUGUGCUACUUGAGCUGCCGCCGGGGGUGCAGGCAUUUCGGUGUGCCGUGUGCCAAUCUGUCACCAAAACUAACCUCUAUGAUCCUCCGCUGACUCAAGCUCAGAAUUCUCUAUACCGGGCGGCUAACUUGUUCAAAGGCCUUGUUGGUACUGUUGCGAACAACAUCCAUUCUCUAGCCAACUCAACCGGCAACUAUCCUGGAGUAUACACAUCAAACGAUGGCUAUUAUCCUCCGGCUCCGUCUCUGCCGCCGCUGCCUCUUUCUGUUCAUGGCAGGAAGCGUGCUUUGCUUUGUGGGGUAAGCUAUAGAGGGAAGAGGUACAUGCUCAAAGGAAGCGUCAACGAUGUGAGGUGCAUGCGCUACUUCCUGGUUGAGAAGAUGGGAUUCCGAAACGACUCUAUACUUAUUCUCUCAGAAGAAGAGACGGAUCAACUCAGGAUCCCAACAAAACAAAACAUCCUCAUGGCUAUGCGAUGGUUGAUCCAUGAUUGCCAAUCUGGUGACUCGUUGGUGUUUCACUUCUCUGGCCAUGGCUCAAGACAGCGCGAUUAUGAUAUGGACGAAAUUGAUGGGUUUGAUGAAUCCAUCUGGCCAGUUGAUCAUGAGAUUGCAGGGAAGAUACUGGAUGAUGAAAUUAACGCCACCAUUGUGAGACCACUGCCUCGAGGAGCCAAACUCCAUGCUGUAAUUGAUGCCUGCCACAGCGGAACCAUGCUCGAUCUACCCUUUGUAUGCAGGCUGAACCGAGAAGGUACCUACAGAUGGGAAGAUCACAGAUCAACCGUUUAUAAGGGCACGAGAGGUGGGCUAGCCCUCUCUAUUAGCGCUUGUGAUGAUAACCAGACCUCUGUGGACACUACGGCGUUAUCAGGAAGCACGGCAACGGGUGCCAUGACAUACAGCUUCAUUCAAGCAAUGCAAAAUGGGCAUGAACUCACAUACGGCCAUCUACUGACCGUUAUGCGUCAUACAAUUCGUGAGGCCCGCACUGGAGUGCGUCUUAACGGUCCAAUUGCAUCGCUUGUUAACAAACUGCUUGGUGCUGGUUUGUCUCAGGAACCUCAGCUAUCAUCAUCAGAAGUGUUUGACAUUUACGCAACAAAGAUUUCUCUGUGACUUGAGCUUUCAUGUUCUUAAUGAUUUGGACAUCAUCUAUCUGGAUGAUACGUGAGAAUACUUUCCUGGAGUUCUCCAUAUCAAAAGAAUAAUUUCUGCUAUAUUUCCUAUGUUCUAGUACAAUCUGCAAUGAGAAGCAUUUGCUCUCUUCCAUUCUUAGAGCUUAGAUAACAUAACUUCAUAUAAUAGCUCAAAAUGCUAUUCCUG
Molecule: messenger RNA, 1472 nt
Organism: Rhodamnia argentea
Lineage: Eukaryota; Viridiplantae; Streptophyta; Magnoliopsida; Myrtales; Myrtaceae
Product: metacaspase-1-like
Exons: 5
Coding region: 114-1265 (383 amino acids)
Biological process (GO): proteolysis
Molecular function (GO): cysteine-type endopeptidase activity
Source: RefSeq, a predicted model, not a curated record